AUGGCGGCGCCGCCGCGCCGCUCCCAGCACCACCACCACCAUCACGGGCCGCCACCGCCGCCCGGGCCGGCCUCGCCGCCCGCCGCCGCCUCUCCGCCGCGCAGCCCCAGCCUCGCGCCGGCCGAGCUCGGCCCCGCCGCGCAGCGCCACAGCCUGGCCGGGCCCGAGGGCGAGGCUCCCCCCGACGCCGAGCGGCCUCCGGCCGCGGAGUGCUCCGAGAGCGCCGCGCCGGGCCCGCCGCAGGGCUCGGGCAGCAGCUCCGGCAGCUCGGCCUCUUCCUCCUCUUCCUCAUCGUCCACGUCGUCGUCGGUGGCGUCGAGCCCGGCGGCGGAGAGCCCCGAGGCGGCGGGCCCGAGCGGGGCCUUCCGCGAGCUGCUGGAGGCUUGCCGUAAUGGAGACGUGACGCGCGUCAAGCGCCUGGUGGACGCUGGCAACGUCAACGCCAAGGACAUGGCCGGCCGCAAGUCCACGCCGCUCCACUUCGCCGCCGGGUUUGGAAGGAAGGAUGUUGUAGAGCACUUGCUGCAGACAGGAGCCAAUGUUCAUGCUCGUGACGAUGGAGGGCUGAUACCCCUUCACAACGCCUGCUCCUUUGGUCAUGCUGAAGUGGUUAGUCUGUUGCUGUGCCAAGGUGCAGACCCUAAUGCUAGAGACAAUUGGAACUACACUCCUUUGCACGAGGCUGCUAUCAAGGGGAAGAUAGAUGUGUGUAUUGUGCUGCUGCAGCACGGAGCUGAUCCAAACAUUCGGAACACCGAUGGGAAAUCUGCGCUGGAUCUGGCAGACCCCUCUGCAAAAGCUGUACUCACGGGUGAAUACAAGAAGGACGAACUCCUGGAAGCUGCUAGGAGUGGUAAUGAAGAAAAACUGAUGGCUUUAUUGACUCCUUUAAAUGUGAACUGCCAUGCAAGCGAUGGGCGCAAGUCCACUCCUUUACAUCUAGCAGCAGGCUAUAACAGAGUACGAAUAGUCCAACUUCUGCUUCAGCAUGGUGCAGAUGUUCACGCAAAGGACAAAGGUGGUCUUGUGCCUCUUCAUAACGCAUGUUCAUACGGACACUAUGAAGUUACAGAGCUACUACUUAAGCAUGGCGCAUGCGUUAAUGCAAUGGACCUCUGGCAAUUUACUCCCUUGCACGAGGCUGCUUCCAAGAACCGCGUAGAAGUCUGCUCCCUCUUGCUGAGUCACGGUGCAGAUCCCACAUUAGUCAACUGCCACGGAAAGAGCGCGGUGGAUAUGGCUCCGACACCUGAGCUCAGGGAGAGGCUGACCUAUGAAUUCAAAGGACAUUCUUUACUGCAAGCAGCUAGAGAGGCGGAUUUAGCCAAAGUGAAAAAAACGCUUGCUUUGGAGAUCAUCAAUUUUAAGCAGCCACAGUCACAUGAGACUGCUCUGCACUGUGCUGUGGCCGCUGUGCAUCCCAAGCGGAAGCAAGUUACAGAACUAUUGCUCAGGAAGGGAGCCAACGUUAAUGAGAAAAACAAAGAUUUCAUGACACCUUUGCAUGUAGCGGCCGAGAAAGCUCAUAAUGAUGUCAUGGAAGUUCUGCAUAAGCAUGGAGCAAAGAUGAACGCACUGGACACACUUGGUCAAACAGCAUUACAUAGGGCUGCUUUAGCAGGUCACUUGCAAACCUGCCGACUCCUGCUGAAUUAUGGCUCUGAUCCCUCCAUCAUCUCUUUACAAGGAUUCACAGCUGCACAGAUAGGAAAUGAAGCAGUGCAACAGAUUCUAAGUGAAAGUACACCUGUGCGUACAUCUGAUGUAGAUUACCGGUUGUUAGAAGCAUCCAAAGCUGGAGACUUGGAAACUGUGAAGCAACUUUGCAGCCCUCAGAAUGUGAAUUGUAGAGAUUUGGAAGGCCGCCAUUCAACACCACUGCACUUUGCUGCAGGAUAUAACCGCGUGUCAGUGGUGGAGUAUCUGUUGCACCAUGGGGCAGACGUGCAUGCCAAAGAUAAAGGUGGCUUAGUUCCCUUGCACAACGCCUGUUCUUAUGGACACUACGAAGUAGCUGAACUCUUAGUGAGGCAUGGUGCUUCUGUCAAUGUAGCAGACCUGUGGAAAUUCACUCCUCUUCAUGAAGCAGCAGCGAAAGGGAAAUAUGAAAUCUGCAAACUGCUAUUAAAACAUGGGGCUGAUCCAACAAAGAAGAAUCGAGAUGGGAACACUCCUCUAGAUUUGGUGAAAGAAGGAGACACAGAUAUCCAGGACUUACUGCGCGGAGAUGCUGCUUUGCUAGAUGCCGCCAAGAAAGGGUGCCUGGCUCGAGUGCAGAAGCUGUGUACUCAAGAAAAUAUCAAUUGCAGAGACACCCAGGGAAGAAAUUCAACACCACUACAUCUUGCAGCUGGUUACAACAAUUUGGAAGUAGCUGAAUACCUUCUUGAGCAUGGUGCUGAUGUUAAUGCCCAGGACAAAGGUGGAUUAAUACCUCUACAUAAUGCAGCAUCUUAUGGGCAUGUGGACAUUGCAGCGUUGCUGAUCAAAUACAAUACGUGUGUAAAUGCAACAGAUAAGUGGGCAUUCACACCAUUGCAUGAAGCGGCACAAAAAGGAAGGACGCAGCUGUGUGCUUUGCUCUUAGCUCAUGGAGCAGAUCCAACCAUGAAGAAUCAAGAGGGUCAGACACCACUAGACCUGGCAACAGCUGAUGAUAUCAGAGCUCUGCUGAUAGAUGCGAUGCCUCCAGAAGCUUUACCUACAUGCUUUAAGCCUCAAGCAACUGUUGUUAGUGCCUCCUUGAUCUCGCCAGCAUCUACGCCAUCCUGCCUUUCUGCUGCCAGCAGUAUAGACAACCUCACCGGGCCGCUGGCAGAGCUAGCAGUCGGAGGGGCAUCAAAUACUGGUGAUGGAGCAGCGGGAACUGAAAGGAAGGAGGGAGAAGUUUCUGGUCUUGACAUGAACAUUACUCAGUUCCUGAAAAGCCUUGGUCUUGAGCACCUUCGGGACAUCUUUGAGACAGAACAGAUAACCCUAGAUGUGUUGGCAGACAUGGGACAUGAGGAGCUUAAAGAAAUAGGGAUUAACGCCUAUGGCCACCGACACAAAUUGAUAAAAGGUGUGGAGAGGCUUCUAGGAGGCCAGCAAGGUACCAAUCCGUAUUUAACUUUCCACUGCGUGAGUCAGGGCACUAUUCUCCUUGACCUUGCACCUGAUGAUAAGGAGUAUCAGUCCGUUGAAGAGGAGAUGCAAAGUACAAUCCGGGAGCACAGGGAUGGUGGAAAUGCUGGUGGGAUUUUCAACAGGUACAAUGUCAUCAGGAUUCAAAAGGUUGUGAAUAAAAAGUUGCGGGAGAGAUUCUGUCACAGGCAGAAGGAGGUCUCAGAAGAGAAUCAUAACCAUCACAAUGAGCGCAUGUUGUUUCAUGGGUCUCCUUUUAUUAAUGCUAUCAUUCACAAAGGAUUUGAUGAAAGGCACGCGUACAUUGGAGGAAUGUUUGGAGCUGGAAUUUAUUUUGCAGAGAACUCUUCAAAGAGCAACCAAUAUGUGUAUGGGAUAGGAGGAGGAACAGGCUGUCCCACACACAAAGACAGGUCCUGUUACAUCUGCCACAGACAAAUGCUUUUCUGCAGAGUGACCCUUGGAAAAUCCUUUCUUCAGUUCAGUACCAUGAAGAUGGCACACGCCCCUCCAGGACACCAUUCAGUUAUUGGCAGGCCCAGUGUGAAUGGACUUGCAUACGCUGAAUACGUUAUCUAUAGAGGAGAACAGGCAUAUCCAGAAUAUCUUAUUACAUACCAGAUUGUGAAACCAGAAGCUCCUUCACAGACAGGAACAGCAGCAGAGCAAAAGACCUAGUAGCUGCAGAACAGUGAAGAAGGAUGCGACUUCAAUCUUGGACUGGGUGGAUAUGUGUUCAGGAUAUCAGUAUCAUAUAAAAUUCUUAAUCUGGAAAUAAGCUGUAUGUCUUUUAUAAAGCAUUGCUGUCUUGAUGAAUAUGAUAAGAGUAACUCUUGCAUACUCAACUGCUAUAUUGUUCCUUUUGAGGAAGGUUUACAAGAGACUGCCUUUUAAUAAUGCAUCUCAGGCUCUUAGUCUCUACCAUUACCAUGUGCAAAAUAAUGUUGUUUUGAUCUAGACUUUGAGAACAUUGUGCAAACAGAAAUCUUUAUCAAGGCCAUCUCACAUGUUAAAAUUUCAGACACUACUGUUCUACUUACUUUAUUUGCAGAUAAACUGCAUUAAGUCCAUAAUUUUCCUUUCAGCAUGCAGCAUUCAUUUUAUGUUUUCAGAAAGUCUCAGUCAGCUAUUUAUUUUCCUUUUGUAUUCUGGAGUUGAGCCAGAACCUACUUAGAGGUAUUUUGCACAAAGUCAAGUUGACUAAAACCAUUAACAAUGCAAUAUCAAAUUCAUCUGAGAAGGGGCUAGGUCCAGUUCUUCAAGAUAAGGGUUUUUUUGCACACCUCUGAGCAAAUGAUACUGAUAUGUGAGUGUUACUUUAGAGUGGAGACAAAUCACAUUUUGGUUUGCUGAGUUGUCUGCAUGAAUUUUCUGGGGAAACCCAACAGAAGUGUCAAACCAACUCUUGUGCUUGAAAGGACUUGAUACAGCAGGUCAAUGUCCUCUGCUGAUAUCUCUAAAAGAACAUUUUAUAGGCUGCUAUCAAGUGUGUGCAGUUUGUGAAACACUCUCCCCUUACAGUGGCAUAGGGUUUUGUUGGGAUAUAGUUGACAAGUCAGAAGACCACACAUGCAAGGAUGUAUCUGGGUCACAUCCCUCUAUAUGAGGCACAGAGGAUGGUUCUCAGACUGGUAAGGGAGAAUGUGUUACAGCAGUUUUCGUGUUACAUCUGUUUGACAUUGUGGUUGUUGAACAGCUUAAGUGGUUUACAAAAAUAAUUUUUUAAAAUACGUGUAUUACAUCUUUAUUUGGAAAACUUUUUUAAAAAGAUCAGUUGGGAAGUCAAUUUGCUCGCAGGUAUACCAGAGGACAGAGCUGGGAUGUACUCACCCUAACCCCCUUCCAUGCAAGUUCCUGGGUUUAUUUUGCUGGGUAGGAGAAAGUUAUAUUUCAGCGUUGCAUAGCACAGCAUCAGACAACUUGGAAGUCUCCCUCAUGAACAAUACAGAUUUAACAAAAGUAUAAAUCAAUUUCUUUUGUUUUUUUUUUUUGAGUUGUUUUUACAACUUCAGAGAAGGUUGAAAGUCAAGCCGUUAUUAGUAGUUUUGGUUUUGUUUUUAAACCAUCAAUAUGAGAUGUUUUCCAGCAUCGAGCACAUCAUGGCUGAAGGUAAAAUGUUCCCUUGAACAGGCUGUCCAUUUCCCUAUCGACCGGCACUGCUGAAAAGCUGAUGAUCCAGUUCAUGCAUUCCAGCUUCAUCACUCUUUAAGUGAGGGAAUGACAGAAUACCAUGCUUUCAGUUUGUAAAAACGUGUACUCCCUGCCAGUGGGGUUUGCUCGGGGUGUUUGGAUAAAACAGAGUUUUCACUUUCAGCUUUAAGACACAGAAUUUUCAUUUUUAGCAUUAAAACUGUAGUGUUGAAGCAAGUUAUCCUCCUGGAGGAAUUGCGCCCACUGUAAAAUCAGUCAUCUGAUGCAUUCUGGCUGCCUGCACAUCCACUCUGUAAUAUCUAUAAAGAAAACCUUAGAAAUAGCAAUACUGCAGCAGAUCUUGAGCUUUGGGUUUUAUUUCUCUCGAGCUGGCACUGGAUCUAUGGUUUUCACUUCAUUUUGUGACCUGAUGAAGUAAUCAGCUUCGCGGUCCAAGCCAGGCUCUGGCCUAGUUGUCCUUUUAAUCAGACAUCAUUGAUACAGUUGGGUGGUUGUAUUUUGGCUACUUGUUUAGUAGUGUUAGAAUUGCAGAGAUCACCACUAGGCUUUGAAGCUUUGUAUUCAUCAUUUAAGUUUGGGGUUUGUUUUUAAUUUAGUUAAGAAUGGAGCAGGGGAUGUGCCUAUCUACACUAGGGUUUCAAGAUAGUGAUGAGGGUGAGUGUGGCUCGCCAUCCCCAUUAGACAUAGUGAUUAAAAAAAUGAAUUGUGCUGCGUAGAUGAGCAAAAUAGUUAAUGUGCGUGUGGAAGGUGAAAGCUUUACAUCUUUGAAAAACAAGAACAAACCUAAAAACAAAACCCCACCAGGCCCGCACCAGAUUUUGUUCUUGCUUGUUGUUUCCUGUGUGCUAAUUGAACAAAAUCUGGGUUUCAUCAAGAGCUGUGAAGUUCUGGAGUACAAAAAUACACUGUUCGGUAUCUGGAAACUGCCCAUGUUACGUAUCUGAUGUUCUGUGCAGAGUAAAAGGCGCUGUGUGAAGAAAUGAUUUUGCAGUGGCUUUUGUCUUAUAACGGUCCCAUGCCCAUCCAUAGCCAGCACAGAGGGACAUCACAGUCUGGUGGGCUGUGCAGACUAGCGUGUGCCUCUGCUGGCCAAAGUUGUGCGUGCGUGUGUGUGUGUGUGUGUGUCUCGUGGCUCAGAACAUGGUGAGGAUCUUCCCGUCAGUGUCUGUUACCUAUGGAAAAGCUGGCGGUGGUUGAGCUGCUGCUGACACUGUUUGGUUUGCAGUAGGGUUGCUGCUGCUUUAGCUGAGGGAGUUGAUGUAAUCGCUCCUAGUUCCAGAAAUAGGAUUUGGCAGGGUGCCUCGUCCUGAGCAGGGCUGUCCCCUGGUGAUGGGAUGAUUGUUUGCAGCACCACAUCACCAACAGAGGCAUGAUAGAAGCGAGGAUGCAGGAAGGUGCUGGGCUAAGCCAGGUUUGGGAGCUUGGCACCUCUCAGUGGCUCCAGGCAGAGCCAUUCCCUGUGGGAUUAAUGUGGUGCCUUGCAGAGGGGAUGGUGCUUGUCCUGAGCUGGUGCCUUUUACCCUUAGAGGAGUGCUUUGAAACAGCUGUGAUAGGGCCUCAGUGGGCAGACAGCGGCACUUCACCAAGUCUGAAGCGGGAGGUUCUGGCUCUCCAGGGUUGAGGUUGUAUCCAUGACACAGGGUGGCAUUGCAGUCUGAACGCUGUCAGCAAAACUUGUCAGAAUUAAAACCAGAGUACAGCAUCUCAGCGUGGUACAUCUUUCUUUCUCUUCCUUACUUCUCUCCACCAAUCUUUGAUCCCAGCUCCGUGAAAACUGCUGUAGACUGUUGUACUGGUUUGGUAGUUUUCCAGCCACUACUGUUCUGUAGUCAAGGAAUCAGGAUUGUUUUUUCUAACCUCUGUUUUGAGUGUUUGCAAGUGAUAUGAUCAAAUCCCACCGUGUUGUGUAGCAGGAAUUUCCUUACCUGCAAACUCUUCUACCAAUUUUUUUUCCAAAGAUGGGGAAAAAGAAAUGGUUCCAAGCUCAAAGUAGGCAGAUGAGUUUUGAAUAUUGUGAUUGUUCUCAGAAGCAGAAAGUCAGGGAGCGUGUGAAUUUAUUCUUAAAGGAAUUUCACCAUUCCCAUACUUCCUGACCCUAGAAAAUCUAACUGAUAUCAAAAAGGAUGUGUGCCUGGUGUGUGUUUCAGUCAUUUCAAGCUAAGCUGACACACUUUUGGGUAGGACAGGGGGGAAUGCAGAUUCAGUUUAGCUCUGGGUACCAACUGAUGUGGGAAUCUAUGGACUGGAACCUGCUGGUGGUCAGAGGUGCUUUGGAAACAGGGGAGAGCUCAUUGCCUGCAACCUGUGGGGGUUGGGGCAGUGCUUGUGAGCACUGCUGAAGGAAAGUGAGUGAGUCAGCAGGGAGCAAGAGGAGCCCAUGCGUUGCGGUGAAAUGAACGCAUGCGCCCAUCAGGCUGUAUUAGCAGACUGGUUUUGAUCUAUCUAGUUCUGUCAUACCGAGCCUAUUGGUGGCAAUUCUUAGUGUUGGUUCCAUUGUGCUGAUGACUAAUGUAGUUUGAUUAGAGUAACUGUAUUACAAGGUAAUUUUGGCACUGUUUCUUCUUAACAUCUGUGGAACUUGCUUCAGCUUUGGAAAUCGAAGUGGGGAUUUCUGUGCCACAGUCCCGUGAGCUUGUGCACCUCCAUUUCUGAUCGCUUGCUCUGCCACCCCAAACAGCAAUGUAUCUGGGGUUGAGUUUUUAGACUUUUAUAUAACUUUGUCUUCACAGCUAGUCCUUUGUUCCUCUCUUGGUGGCUGACCACCUGGAGCUGGGAUAGCAUUUAUUUAUUUCUUCCUUUACCCUCUCUGUAAAAGAAGAUGAUGGGCAGGUUCUCAGCCUGUCUACAUGGUGGACUUUAGGUAACAUUGUUGUAACAACCAAGUUUGAUCUAUAAAUGUGCUUGGCUAAAUGUCUGAUCUGCAAUACUUGUAAUAGUUUAAAACUCAAUAAAUACAUUUUUAACAGUU
Lagopus muta (rock ptarmigan) is the source of this 8242-nucleotide messenger RNA. RefSeq names its product tankyrase (gene TNKS). The transcript is spliced from 27 exons. Gene Ontology annotation, molecular function: NAD+ poly-ADP-ribosyltransferase activity; protein binding. Gene Ontology annotation, cellular component: nucleus; cytoplasm. The coding region runs from base 1 to 3801 and encodes 1266 amino acids. NCBI's taxonomy places the organism in Eukaryota, Metazoa, Chordata, Aves, Galliformes, Phasianidae. The record is from RefSeq and is a predicted model, not a curated record.